Coregonus clupeaformis (lake whitefish) is the source of this 3497-nucleotide messenger RNA. RefSeq names its product NLR family CARD domain-containing protein 3-like. The transcript has 7 exons. NCBI's taxonomy places the organism in Eukaryota, Metazoa, Chordata, Actinopteri, Salmoniformes, Salmonidae. Bases 358 to 2733 code for a protein of 791 amino acids. The record is from RefSeq and is a predicted model, not a curated record.
UAGCUGUCGGAGGCAAAAGUUAGUGCGGCCCUGUCUAUGGUCUAUAUUUAGCAUUUUAACCGGGAACUUUUGGCCGUUUAUUAGGUCUAGGGUUGUGUUAAGUGUAUUUUGAAUGCGUACACAUUAUGUUUUAGUACACUGAAUCGCCAUAAAGGAGGCAGGAAGUGAAUUUGGUAGCCCAGAGGUUUCAAAACAAGCUCGACUCGAACAGAAAGGUUCGGUAUUUCCGCUUUUUUUCAUGGUGUGCGUGUUUUUUGUUCUUACAAACACAGGUGUACGGUCUGGCACCAUUCAAGUAGCGAUUGACGUCAGACUUUGAACUGUGACCCUGAACCUGUACACCUGAGGUUCUCCAGGAUGGCUGGGCGAGGCUCUGACACGAUGGAGGAUGAUGGAGGGGAAACUAUAUCAGAUGUCAGUUUUCCGUUGGGAGAGGGUGUGUCUGGCAGAGGAAGAAGUAGUAUCUCUAUGUCUGAUGAGGGUGAGGAGGCUUUCUAUGUGCCUGAGAGUAGACCGACCCUGGACCUGGGAGAUGGCCCAAGACCCAUGGACACUACUUACUGGCAUGAUGUGGAAAGGGCUCGAUCCCCAGUCCACAGCUACAAUUCCGUAUACAGUGAUACCCAAUUCUGUCAAUCUGAUGAACUGGAUGAAGAAACUGAGCUGUCUGCUACUAGAGUCCAGCUGGAAAGAACAGAGUCUUACUCCAGCUGCUACUCCGUUGACAGUGAUGACUGUGAGAACAGAACCAGGAAGUCUCAAAGCGCUGCACCUAAAGCAGAGAGUCCUGAAGUGGAACUUCCUCUAAGACCAGAGCUGAUCAAAAACCCAGGCGAGAAGAGGCACCCUGCCAUGACUGUAGACUUCACCUUCAAGGCCAUCAGGAAGACACUGGAGAGGCUGGGGCAGGAUGAUCUGAGGAAAUUUAAGAUCACGCUGUGGAAGCGUUACCCAGAGUCAUUCAGCGCUCCUCCCCAGGGCAUGGACAUGGUGGACCUGGUGGACAGACUGCUGGAGUGUUAUGACCUAGAGGUGGCCCUGCAGCUCACCAAGGCCCUGCUGAAGGACAUGGACCUCAAGCGCCUGGCUGACUACCUCACGGACCUCUGCAAGAAAAAUGAGGUGCGUUAUGAGCUGAGACACACUCUGCUGAGGAAGUAUAGCAGUAUGUAUGAGGGCUUUGCCCAGCAGGGAGAGCAUAAGGCCUUUGACAGUGUCUUUAAUGAGCUCUAUAUAACAGACAGAGGCAACGCUGGGCCCAAUAUCCAGCACGAGGUCAGAAAGAUCGACAAGCUGUCCACCAAUCGCAAGAAAGAGGAGCUGAUCACCUGCAGGCAGAUCUUUGACCCCAAUGUGAUCUAUGAGAAGCAUGUGAGCCAUAUAGUGACCAACGGCAUCGCCGGGGUAGGGAAGUCUGUAGCCGUGCAGAAGUUCAUCAUGGACUGGGCCGAGGAGCGCGAGCACAGUCAUGUCUACUUCCUGUUCCCACUGCCCUUCAAAGAGCUCAACCUCAUGCUGGGCCUAAAGACCAGCCUCCUGGAGAUCGUCCACACCCUCUACCCCGAGACCAAGGUGCUGCCCACCUUUGAGUGCGACGAAGGCAAGGUCAUGUUCAUCUGUGACGGGCUGGAUGAGUAUGCGCGUCGCCUGGACUUCCACCGCACCGAGACUUUGUGUGACAGCACUGAGCCAGCCACCAUGCACGUGGUGGUGACCAACCUGAUUAGGGGCAACCUGCUCCCCUCGUCUCUCCUCUGGAUCAUCUCUCGCCCCCUCACCUCCAGUCGGCUGCCCCCAGAAGCUGUGCACCAGGUGUUGGAGGUGCGUGGCUUCACCGACGAACAGAAGGAGGAGUACUUCAGGAGGAGAUUUCAGGACCCGGCGCAGGCCAAUAAGGUGAUUGCCCACCUGACCUCCUGCAAGACCCUCCACAUCAUGUGCCAUCUGCCCAUGUUCUGCUGGGUGGUGUGCGGGGUUUUCCAGCGCACGUUUAGUGAGAAAGGGCCGGAUGCAGAGCUGCCCAAGGGGCUGACCCUGAUGUACACCCACCUGCUGCUGGUGCACCUGCAUGUGCGUGGCUCCAGGGGCUCUGCCUCCCGCACCCCGGAAGAGGAGAGGGACUUCCUGAUGAAGCUGGGCAAGCUGGCCUUCACGAUGCUGGAGAAAAACCAGAUGGUCAUUGGCAAGGACGCCUUGAAGGACUGCGGGGUGGACGUCGCUGAGGCAGUCACCAAGAGCGGUCUGUGCAUUGAGUUCCUGAUCGAGCAGUUUGUCAUGUACCAGGAGAGGAUCCAGACCUUCAUCCACCCCACCAUCCAAGAAUACCUGGCUGCCCUCUACGUGUUCCUCACCUGGAGGUGCACAGGGCAGAACGUCCUGCAGCAGCCGCUGAAGAGCAAGUUCUCACGCAUGUUCAAGGACCCUGGGCUGCUGGACAUGCACCGCAGCGCUAUAGAGAGGAGCUUGCAAAGCCCCGAUGGAAACCUGGAUGUUUUCCUGCGCUUCCUGUUGGGCAUGGCCCAGACAGCCAAUCAGGAGCUGCUGCAACGCUUCCUACCCAAUAUGAACAAAUACUCGUCUGUCUCUGAGGAGACAGCCGCCAUCAUCAGGAAGAAGAUCAAAGAGAACCACCACCCUGACAGGAACGCCAACCUGCAGUGCUGCCUGGACGAGCUGGGUGUUGGUGCUGAAGCUCGCAGCCGCAGCCGCUCGAACUCUGUGAAGAACCACUGACUGACAAUACUCUGACUACAGUAUUUAUAAAGACAAAGAGUGUCAUUAGGUUUGAAAUAUGGGUUGUAUUCUUUACAGUAUAGUUUGACAAACUUUCAUAAGGGAAUUGGGGAAGAAAGAUAUGGAUACUUCAGGGUUGCUUUGUAACAAAAUACUCAUAACUGUGGUAAGUAUGAGUAAAUAUGUAAUGAGAAAAGUAGCCACAAGGUGGCAGUAGCAUUCAACUACUAUACUACUGAGACAUGGGCAGUAAAGUCACUCAGCUACUGUGAGGGGUUAUAAAAAGAGUAAAAAUAGAUUUAUAGGCAGUCACACAUGUAUUGACUGUAUAUUAAUAUAACAUUGUCAUUAUGAUGCUUAUUAUUACACCAGAGAUGGGCAACUUUGGUGGGGGUGACAAAAAUCGGAGCUCAUGACGGGCCGCAGUAGCUCACAGCCAUACCCACACAUGCAGUCAGAGCCAACCCCUAGCCUUUUGCAGGCAAAACAUUUUAGUGGCCCCCCUCUUGACAGUGGAGAGAAAAUUUAAUUUCCUGGACUUAGAGCAAAUGUUGCAGUUUUAAAGCAAGUUUGCUGCAAUUCUACUCAUUUUGCCAUAGGGCAGAGAAAAAAUAGCAUUUUUACAGCUAAUUUUCUGCAAUUCUACACAUUUUGCCAUAGGGUGAAGAGAAAUAUUAGCUGUUUUUUAUACACUUAAACAACACAAUGUAACUCCAAGUCAAUCACACUUCUGUGAAAUCAAACUGUCCACUUAGGAAGCAACA